Molecule: messenger RNA, 2009 nt
Organism: Phialemonium atrogriseum
Lineage: Eukaryota; Fungi; Ascomycota; Sordariomycetes; Cephalothecales; Cephalothecaceae
Product: cytochrome P450
Exons: 6
Coding region: 153-1718 (521 amino acids)
Molecular function (GO): monooxygenase activity; heme binding; oxidoreductase activity, acting on paired donors, with incorporation or reduction of molecular oxygen
Source: RefSeq, a predicted model, not a curated record
AACUCGGAACAAGUCUACCCCCACUCGCGAGCGAAUUCAGCAGCUCGCUGGGGGGGGGGUUAUCACCAUGGGGGUUUAUUGUUUUAUCGUUUUAUCCCGCACCUCGUCCUCUUCCCCCCCUCUUGCCUUGCAGCAGUUAGGUUUUCUCGACAAUGAUAUCGUUGCCCCUUAUGGAUAGGACGACAGGCUCGUCCCUUGUCCUGCAGGCAGCCUUGUUCUUGGCUGCUACUCUCGUGCUGCUUGUCCUCGGUCGCCGGCUCCUCUUCCACCCGCUCUCCAGCUUCCCCGGGCCGUGGUUUAAUGCCGUUUCUGAAAUCCCCGAAGCGCGCCACCUCAUCAGCGGGCGGCAGCAUGCCUAUCACAGACGGCUACAUGAGCAAUAUGGACCGGUGGUGCGUGUCUCUCCGAACGAGCUCAUCUUCUGCGGCGCAAAUGCCUGGGACGACAUCUAUGGAAACAAGCGAGGAAAAGGGGACAUGGAAAAGUCUCCUCUCCAGGCCGGCGGUCUUCCUCCAGGGCAAUCGGCGACUGCCCUGACAUUAGCAAGGCAAACCGACCAUGCGCGCCAGCGCAAAGCAUUCGCCUACCCCUUUUCCAACACUGCUCUCCUUCAGCAGGAGCCACUGAUACAGAAAUAUGUCGACCAACUCAUUGGAGCCUUGGCAGAGCUGGCUGAUGGUUCGCAGCCGGCAAACAUGGCUGCGUGGUUCACCUACACGGCCUUCGACAUCAUUGGCGACCUGUGCUUCGCCGAACCGUUCGGCUGCUUAGACGCUGGCAGCGAGACGGAAUGGUCGACGAGCGUGGUCCACAUCGCUAUUGCAGGCACCUUCGAACAGGCCACCCGGCGUGUCGCCGGCGUCGGCACCUUCCUGCAGGCGCAGAUGGCUAAGUGGCUCAUCCCAGGUCUUUACAGGAAGUGGAGGAUACUCCAUUUCACCAACAGCACCCAGAAGACCAGACGGCGGUUUGCAGACAAGGACAGGGACCACAAGGACUUCAUCUACUACAUACUGCAGAACAAUGAGGCAAAGUCGCUUCUCUCGGAACUGGAGAUCAUCAUGAAUUCGGCGCUGUUCAUCGGAGCCGGGAGCGACACAACGGCCAUUAUGCUCACCGCUUGGCUAUCACUUAUGCUCACGAAUAGGGAGGCUUAUGAGAAGUUGGUGAGGGAAAUCCGGGGAGCUUUCAGCUCUGCUGAGGACAUCACAUGGAACUCGGUUAAGGACCUACCGUAUCUCGGCGCUUGUAUCAGUGAGACCUUCCGGGUAUGCCCUCCUGUGCCGGCAAACCUCUGCCGAGUAACUCCAUCAGAGGGGGCCAUGGUUGAUGGACGUUGGGUUCCGGGCGGAACCACCGUGUCCGUCUCCCCCUGGGCCGCAACCCACCUACCACUCAAUUUUAGCGAGCCGCUUGUGUUUGCCCCCGAGCGCUGGUUCGAGUCGGAGAGAGCCAGGUUCCCGCGGCACGAAAAGGAGGCUUCGCAGCCGUUCAGCUACGGACCGCGGGGCUGCAUCGGGAAGAAUCUGUCCUACAUCGAGCAGCGACUGAUUAUCUGCCACCUGCUUUGGAGCUUCGAUAUCGAGCCAGCCAGGGGUGCGGAAAUGGCGCGCAAGAACGGCCUCUGGGCCGUUGGUGAUGAUAUGAGACAUAUGAAAGCCUACUUGGUAUGGAAGAAGCCGGACUUGUGGGUUCAGUUGAGUCGGGCCAGGAGAUGAGGGUGCCGUGAAUUUCUUUUUUGCCGGAGGAUCACUGAUAUUAUCCACUGGGACGGGCCCGGAUGAUGCUUUAGUUCUCGUAUCGUGUGCCCGGUUUCCGUACAUCCUGGACUUCAGGAUGUGCAUCCUGGACUUGAGGAUGACCUGGACCAGCGGAAUCCCCUCUAAUACUUUGGUGGGCUAUUCCUGAUGGAGCCGACGGACAAGGAUAUUCUGUCGUGACUGCGGCCAUUGCUCCGGUUGCUUUGGUAUUUGAAGCAUUUUCCCCAAUUGUUUGCCCCAACUUCCCCC